This is a messenger RNA of Scomber japonicus (chub mackerel), 2036 nucleotides long. Its product is annotated as protein ABHD15. The transcript has 3 exons. The coding region runs from base 86 to 1792 and encodes 568 amino acids. The record is from RefSeq and is a predicted model, not a curated record. Gene Ontology annotation, molecular function: short-chain carboxylesterase activity; monoacylglycerol lipase activity. Lineage: Eukaryota; Metazoa; Chordata; Actinopteri; Scombriformes; Scombridae.
UUUACAAUAUGGCAGUCUGAGGUUAAAAACUUUGCUGUGAAAACAUUGGAUUUGAUGUGAAAGUACAAUUGCACUGUAUUCACCAAUGGCAGCCUUUGUAUUGGAUUGCUUGUUCUGUUUGCUCCCGUCUCUGUUACUGUUGGUGCUGUCUCUGGCUCUCCGCUGGCCGAGAGUGAGCUGCUGGACAAGGCUGGCUGUCAGGGCUGCAGGCAGGAGACUCUGGGUCAUCAUCUGCCUGAUCCUGGAACUACCGCUAGACAGAAACACAAGAAAAUGGACAGAGGAGACAGGAUCACCAGGGACAGAUAUUUUGUCUGGGUCAGCCCAGACAUCAGAUAGACCCAUGCUGAUUUGCAAACCCACUGCUCUCGCCAAAUAUCUGCUGCAGCAUUGUGGCUCUCUGGCCAGGCCGAGACUAGCCAACUGGCCCAGAGGAGACCCCCACCUGCAGACUCUGUCCAGCCUGCUGUUUGGACAACACAGAGACACAUUACAGUUCACUAGAGAGCAUCUGUUACUGAGGGAUGGAGGAACAGUAGCUCUGGACUGGGCUGUGGGAACAAGACUGGGUGAGGUGGUUGGGAGGAAGAGGUGGGAGGGGAGAAAGGAACAUCAGUCAGGGGGGAAAACUCCAGGCUGCUUCACCAUAACACCUCCAGUCCUCCUCCUCAUCCCACAGUCCUGGGGAGGGAUAACACCUCACCUAAAGGCGCUGUGCCAUUUGGCCAUUUGUCAAGGGUUCUAUGUGGUGGUGUUUCACCCUCGAGGUACAGCAGGCUCACCAAUGACCAUGGCACGAAUGACUGAGUUUGGAGACCCAGCUGAUCUUGAGCAGGCGAUUGCUUAUAUCCAUAGCUGCCACCCGUCCUCCAUGCUGGUCGCAGUGAGCGAGGGUUCGGGCUCAGGGAUUCUUCUUUCCUACUUGGGGGAGUGUGGAUCAAGUUCUCACCUGACAGCAGCUGCAGCCAUCUCACCUGUACUCCUGGGCCAGCUGUGGUUUGAAACAGCUAUGCCGCCUAUUUAUCGUUCGGGAGUGCUCUUUCACCGGAAACUGCAGCUGAGUAGAUAUGGCAGUUCCUUCAGAGCAGUGCUGGAUGUGGAUCGGGCCCUCAGCUGUUCCUCCAUCAGAGACUUUGAGGAGACUCUUUUUUGCUCAUCAGUCCAUCAUCAGCGAGCACCCCCCAGACCUCCAACAAGCUCUCUAAACUCUGGUCUGAGCUCAGGAUCUUCUUCCCCACGGGGUCUGGCACCCUCAGUGGCCUGGGGACUGGGCGAGAGGGCUUCCCCAGCCCAGGACUGGAACAGCUACUGGGAGAGGAAUGAACCACUGAGAGAUGCAGAUGAGGUGGCAGUGCCUGUGCUCUGCAUCUGCAGUCGUGAUGACCCUCUCCUCCCACCAACCUGCACCUUGCCCCUUCCCCUUUUCCAGAGCAACCCUUAUUUCCUUCUGGUGUUGACAGACAGAGGAGGGCACUGUGGGUUCAGUCUGGAGAGCCAAGAACAGAGUGAGGGAGGGAGGAUCGGAAAGGAGGAGGUAGAGGAAGGUAACUGGAGUCAUAUCGUAGUUCUUGAGUACUUCAGAGUCAUGGCUGAUUUUCUGAAAGGAGAGGAGAAGGAUGGUCCUACAGGAGAGUAUAGUCAUGCCGGGCAGAGGAGCAGGAUCAGUAACCUGGCCCCACCUCGUAGGAGGAAAGCCACCAUGAUGAGGAGACCAAGACCUCAAGUAUCUGGAAAGAUCUUUGUGGAAGCAGAGGAAGAAAACUUCACCUGGAAGAGGUCAUACACACGCUGAGGGGAAAGAGAAGGUGGACGAUGAUCUGCAGAGAGGGAUUUCAACAACUUUGGGUUUUUACUGAUCAUUGUCAAGUCGUUUUCUGAUGGUUCUGAUGAAAGGAAAAUCAUCGAAACAGCUGGACAAGAAAAUCAGCUAAAUGAGCAAUUGUUGGGAGGGAAAAUGAUUCUUCUUUGCUGGGCCUAGAAAAAAAACAUACAUAUUCUCAGAAGAUGGCUUUCCUUGUUACAAUAAAUAUUUAAAU